CUCACAGGUGUGCAAAGAGCCCGCAGUGCGAGUGCAAGCCUUGGUCUUUCCUUCUACGCCCUACCCUGGAUAUCGAAUUGGAUUAAAAGCCGCCAUAACUCCCAUCGAAUACCAUCCAAACCCAAGCCCUCCAACGGAUUAUCGUGUGUGUUCCCAAUAAGUUCCUUAAGUGCCGAGUGAUAAAUAGUGGCCGCAACCGAACAAUCUGUGUGUGAAAAUGUGGAAAAACGUGUGUUUGCUGCUCAUACUGGCGGCCACCUGCAGCGCAGGACCCCUGAGCGCCCAUCAGAAGAGAAAAGCACCUGCGAUCCGCGAGGAACCAGUUGAGGUGGAAAUGCCAGAACAGACUGAAACUGAGGAGGAAUCCUCUCCAGCGGAGUCAGCUCCCCUGGGAACCCUUACCCUGCCCAGCAAUGCCACCUCCAUCCGGUCGGACAUCACGGAUAACUUCUCGUGUGCCAACAAGACCUAUGGUUACUACGCGGAUGUGGAGAACGACUGCCAGAUCUUCCACGUGUGCCUGCCAGUCACCUACGCCGAUGGCCGGGAGAACACCUUCCGCUGGAGCUUCAUCUGUCCCGAGGAGACGAUCUUCAGCCAGGAAUCUUUCACUUGCAUGCGCCGCGAGGACAUGACCAUCGAGUGCCAGGAUAGCUCUAGGUACUACGAACUCAACGGCAACUUUGGAGGUGCUCCAGCUGAGGAGGAGAGUAAGCCCACUCCUGUGGAGAGUGAGCAGCCUGAGGAGGAGGAGGAGAAAGAGGUGGAAUCCAAGCCAGUUGAGGAAGAACCUGAAGUUGAGGCAGAACCCGAGGUCGAGCCGGUCAAGCCCGUGAAGCCUGUCAAGGUGCAGAAGCCCAAGCCCAACCGUAGGAAGCCCCAGCCGCAGAGGAAGGUUCCAGUUCCUGUGACUGCUGCUCCCGUCGUGGAAGCUGCUCCCGAACCAGUUGCACCCGUCGUGGUGAAGUCCAAGCCAGAGAAGCCACAGCGAUUCUCCCUGAGACCCAACAAGGAGAGGCCCCAGGGGCUGAGACCAGCAAUUGCUGCUCCUCCCUUGCGUAACGAGAUCUUCAAUGGAAUCCGCAAACGCCCAGCAAUCUUCAAUACACCAACUACUUUGAAACCCGUGGAGGAAGUGGUGGAAAGUGAACCUGCAGUUACGGAACCCGUGAUCCAACUCAGCGAACCCCAGCCCACACUGAAACUGCAGACCAUGUUUGCGGAACACGAGGUGAUUCCCGUAGAGAUCCAGGAACCCGAGGUCCAGGCUUCCGAGCAGGCUGUGACAUUUGUUCAACCAGAGCCAGUGGUUGAGGAAGUGGAACCCACGAACGUUGAUAUGGAUACCAAGGUUGAGGAUGUCAAGCCCAUCGAAGCCAUCGAAGAGAUCCCCGCUGUCAUAGUGGAACGUUUGGAAGAAUCUAUGCCUCAGGAAAACGAGAAGAUUACCGAAGAGCAGGAGGAAAUUAAGGUAAAUGAAGAGGUCAAGACAGAAGAGGAGGCUAAACCAGUAGAGGAGGUCAAAGAAGAAGAAGAGGUCAAACAAGAAGAAGAAGUCAAACCAGAGGAAGAGAUAAAGAAUGAAGAAGUGAUUAAAUCAGAUGAAGAGAUCAAGCCCGAAGAAGAGUUGAAGCCAGAAGAAUUGAUCAAGCCAGAAGAAGAGAUCAAGUCAGAGGAGGAGAUCAAACCAGAAGAAGAGAUCAAACAUGAAGAAGAGAUCAAGCCCGAAGAACCCAUCCAGCAAGAGGAGGAAGUUAAGCCCCAGGAGGAAAUUCAACCCGAAGAAGAGCCAGAAGUUCCAGCCAAGGUGGAGGAGAUUCAUGAAGCUAAGCCCGAGGAAAUUAAGUCAGAGCCAGCCAUAGUGGAAACCAGCAACUCACAAGAGGAAGCCUUGAGUCUCGAGACCCUAGAGGCAGCCAAACCAGCCGAUGCUCCCGAGAGCAUGCCUGCCACUCCCGAAAUGGAGCAGCAUAGUCCUCUGGUCGAGGAGAUCCUGGAUAACACUCAUGACGGAGAGGCCCAGGAGUCGCUGGGUGGCUUCAAGCCCGUGGAUCCUGUGAUGGCCGCCGAGGCAGAGCAACUGAUCACGGACUUCCUGAAUACUCUGAAGAAGAACGAAGAGAAAUCAGAGACUGACAUGGGAGAGACUUCCUCACCAGUGGAAAAUGCAGAUGUGUCUAUUGAGGAGACCAAGCUGCCAGAACCCGAAAUUGUAGACAAGAAUGCAUCUGUGGAGGAACAUCUUUUGGAGGAAACUGAGGAUAAGAAGAUCCAGAAGCCCCAGAUGAUGCAGGAUUCUCCGAUUAUCAACAUUAAACAGGUGCAGCAUAUGCCCAUGGACUAUCAGAUUCCCGUUAAGGUGAUUCCCCUCCUAGUCCAGCCUGCUUCCAAGAUUGCUGAGGAAUCAGACAAUGCCAAGGAAACUGCUCCCGAGGCUCUUCAAGAAGCUGCUCCCGAGGAGAUCCAGGAAAGUGCUUCCGAAGAAGUCAAGCAGGAAACUAACGAGAAUAUCCAGGAUACUCCUGCCCAAGAAAGUUCUCCCGAGGAGACCAAAGAAAGCAAUCCCGAGGAAACCAAGGAGACCACUGCGGAGGAAAUCAAAGAGACUGCUCCUGAGGUAACCCAAGAAUCCGAGGACACUCCCGAGAAUCCUUCCCAGGACGAUGCUCAGGACCAAGGAAGUCUAGUCACUGCCGCCUACAUGCCCUCGAUCAGCAUCGAUGACAUCGUGGAGCUUGUCAAAGAGCGCCUGGAUCAGACGCCCAAGAAGGAUCAGAUGGCUCCCAUGGAGCUGAUACUUACCCCAGGAGCGGCAGAGCCCAUGACCCUGAUUCAGAGCAAUCCGGAUCAUCAGGUGCCUCAGGAGGCCCAGCCAACGGAGGAGAAGGAUUCCGCUGUCGAGCAGGAGGAGGAACAAAUCCUGCCCAUCUACAAGCGCAUCUCCGAUGCUGAACCCGCCAUGUCCAAGGUGCAAACGCUGCCCGUCACGGUAAGCAAGGUGGAAACGGAAACGCUUCCAGAAACUGAAUCCGCACCGGAAGUUCGGGAGCCUAAGAUGGAUGCCCGCAAGCGUCGUUUCCUCUUCCGCGCCGAUGCCAGAUAGAGAGGAUUAGAGAAAAAGAGAGAGCAUACUGAAGGAAAGAUAGCAAUCUGGCGAGGAUCAUCCUCCCUCUUAGCCCGAACCGGAACCCCGUUCACCUCCUAGUUCCCAAUACGCUAUCCCACUCAUUUGCACCUAGGCAAGUUUUAUUUAAUAAUUUUUUGAUUUCCUAGUUUUAUGGCCAUUUCUCAAAGGAAAAACGCGCACGAGAGUUGAAAUGUAAGCUUAGAAUUGUUGUUCCGACGAGUUAAAGAAACAAAUUACAAAA
Molecule: messenger RNA, 3368 nt
Organism: Drosophila biarmipes
Lineage: Eukaryota; Metazoa; Arthropoda; Insecta; Diptera; Drosophilidae
Product: titin
Exons: 3
Coding region: 218-3103 (961 amino acids)
Cellular component (GO): extracellular region
Molecular function (GO): chitin binding
Source: RefSeq, a predicted model, not a curated record